UGUCUCCAUGUGGAAGCCCAGUCAGCUGACUUGGCCAACAAGUUGUCCCGGGCUCCCGAGAGUGAAAAGCGGUCAUUUAGGCGUGGACUGGAUGCGGGGUUGGGGGAUGCGUGUGUGUGCGUGACAGGCGGAAACUUGUAAUAUUAUAUGCACACCACAAUUAUGUAAUGAUCAUCAUGAUAAUACCUUAAGCCGAGCAAGUGGUAUCUGUCAGUCAGCCGAAUUCAACGAGGCGUGUUCAUCUUCUCCUCUGUCAUUCAAGGUGCCUCCUGCCCGGUCGUUUCAUAUGGUCAGCGUUCAUUGUGGUAAUGGUGGCUCUUUCCAUAACAAUCGAAGCCAGACCUCAAAGGAAUCUGGCGCACAUUGCGGUGGUGGAGAACGCCGCCUGGGAAAAGACCCUUCCCCAGCAGUUCCAGAACCCCUUCUAUAAUACUCCAAGGGUGAGGGAUGCCCUGGCCAGAUCCAGUUGGUUUGGCCCCGGCGAGGAGGUGGUUUAUGAUCGCCAGGCUGAGAAAAUUCCACGCAUGGAAAUCUACAAUGUGCUGUCCCAUGCCGGUUUGAUACCACGCCGGCGUUUCCUUUAAAUUAACUAA
Molecule: messenger RNA, 593 nt
Organism: Drosophila rhopaloa
Lineage: Eukaryota; Metazoa; Arthropoda; Insecta; Diptera; Drosophilidae
Exons: 2
Coding region: 309-584 (91 amino acids)
Source: RefSeq, a predicted model, not a curated record